UAUUAUCGUCGUCAUAUUUAUAACAUUUUUAAAAGUGAGUACGUACUUCCGUAAUACGAGAACGAUCGUAUUGUCAUUUGUUGUUACGACGUUUGCAGUAGUGUAGGUAUAAAAUAGUACAGUAGUACGACGUUGACCACCGAAAUAUUAACUAUAAUAAUACAAUACGUCGCGGUGUUUAUUAUAAAAUAAUAUAAUAUUCCUUUUGGCGAACGGCUUCUAUAUUAUAUAUGUAUGUAAGAAAAAAAAAAAACACAAAAAAAUAUUCGUUUGCCGCUGCGCACAACAUUAUUAUAGGUAUUAUUAAUUAUUAUAUACAUAGUGUUUUAUACUGCAACUGUUUGUCAUUGCGAUAUUAUUAAUUAUUAUUUUAUACGAUUUAUACGAUUGGCUGCUUUUUUUUUUUAUUUUUAUUUUUUUUUUUUUUGUGCCACGUUUUAUCGUUUAUAGGCCCGUACGGCGGACAAACGUAUAUGUAUUUCACAUGGCGCGGCGAUAAUUAAAUAAUAAUUAUUCUAACCUACCGUCGAUAGCGGUUUCGAAAAACGCUUUCCUCGCGUGCAAAUAUACCGACACGAUCACUAUACGUUUUAAUUAAUAUAACCGUCGCCUUAACAAUAAUCAUCCCUACCUAAAUACGCAUUCGUUAUUAACGUCGUUGUACUAAACAUUAUGGGUGUGUCGUCGUCCGGAAAAUAAUCGAGCGGAUAAUAGGUAUUAUCAAUUUGUAGGGCCCGGAAAUUCCAGCCCUAAUUACGGUGCCCCCGAUAAACCCUGGGUUAUAGGGAAGGAGUGCUUGAGACGAUUCGCUACCUGCUGUUUUCGAUACGCAACCGUAUUGAACGUCGAGAUAAUAUUGUUAAACGGCGUAAUGGCAUAAUUAUUUUGGGGUCCAAUUCAACAACCAUUCGUCGCACGACUCAAUUUUUCGGUAAAACCGUUUAAUAAACUGUAAAUGACAAGAAAAAAAAAACACAAGUGAGUACAAUAAACGUACUACGCCGGUAUUCAGUAGUGGUAAGUAAAAAAACGAAGUCGUUUACUUCUGUAAAAGUGCAACAAACAGAUAACUCCGGAGUAGUUAAAAAUGGGCAAAAAAGUGGAAAUCAAAAUGUGGUUGUUGAAUUAGACCCUUCAAUAAUUGCUAUACAUCUACAUUGUUAUACAAUAAAAUAUUUAUACAUUUUGCUUUUUUUUUAUCAAAAAACAAAUUAAAAUACACAUAUAGGUAUUAUGCUGUGUAGACGAUAAAACAAAGGUAAAAAAUAAUUACCUCAGAAAAUAUUAUAAAAUAAAAUCCCUUAAAAUUGAGUUAAACCUUUCUUUCUUAGGACCUAAGAUUUAGUUGAAUUAUUGAUUGAUAAAUAAUACAUGUAAUCAUAAUAUUAAUAUUUAUAUUAGUAAAUGUGUAAGAAAAACUUAGGUUAAAUAUUCUGGGCUAGGUCAAGGGGAAACUAGAGGAGUUAAAGUCCCGGGUCACGAGUUAAAGAGGGCCAAAAUUGUCCGUCUCGUUUUGUCUUUUCCAAUUUCUUUAGAUUCUGUGUAUACCAAAAAAACUAUUAGUUUUACUAAGAUGUGUUUUUACCUAGAAAAACAUUUUUUUCAUUUUUUCGUUACUAAACAUGAUCAGAGUUUGUCAUAUCGUACUCGAAAUAAGUUAGAACUAAACAUCCUGUUCCAAGGCCUUGGGGAAAAAUGUCAUUAAAGAGGUCCAACAUUUUCCAAUCAAUUUAUAUGACAUUGUUUAUUAGAAGAGCGAGGAUUAUUUCUAUACAAUUGUGCAAUUGGAUAUUUUUUCUCUUCACAUUUUUGGAUUUUUGUCAGUAAUCUUUAUAAAUCAUAAUAAUACUAAACUAAUGGUGAUUUUUUUUUUUUUUUUGUAUUUUUCCGCACAUUUAAUGGCUAUUGCAUAGUUUUACAAAAUUCAAAAUGUAUUGCUGAUUGAAGCGAAUAUUUUUUUUUUAAAAAAAAAAGGUAUAAAAUAAUAUUUUAUCAAGAAGAAAAAUAAAAAAUACAUUUUAUAGAAACUAAAUAGUAAUUUAAAUAAAGAUAAGAUAAUUAAUUGAUAAUGACGUAGACUUUUGUGUCUAGAAUCUUAAUCGCUCUUGCUGUGUCAGACGUCAGUCAUUUAAGAUACCACUCUGUAAUGUCGUUCGUCGUGUAGUCCGAUGUAAAUUAUAACUUUUCUUUUUUGAAAUAUUUCGGGUGGAUCAAAAUUAAUUAUUUUGUGCGAUAAAUCCAGGAAAUACGUGCCAUUAAAAAAAUACAUUUGCCGCUUUUUAGCCUUAUUGCUUAUAACUACCUAAGAAAUUAAUUCAUAAUAUUUUUUCAAGAGCUGUACACAAUUUUUUUUAAAUCAUACCUAGGAUUUUGAGUUUAGAAAUUGUGUCAAAUUGUAUAACACGUACCUAAAUUUAAAAAAUAAAAAAUCAAUUUUAAAUAUGUACAUAUAUAUAUAUAUAUAUUUGUAUAAGUUAUAACUCAAUCUUCCCUAAAAUCAUAAAACUAGGUAUUAGUCAUUAUUAUUAGUUUAUUUACUGAUUAAUUACUAAUAUCUAACCUCCUUCAAAUUAUAAUGGUUCAGACCGGUUUGAUUUUUCAGACUAAAAAAACAUAGAAAUUUGAAUUAUAAACUAGGUAGUUAUAGUAUGAAUAAUAUAGAAUAAUAAAAAAAAAAAAAAGUGGGAAGAUGUAUCUUCUUAAUUUCAACCCGGGAUGGUCAAACGGUGAAGAGAAGUAUUGAAUGAGGAUAUAUCUCUUCUGUUCUUUUUCUUAAAUAUUUAUAUUUAUUUACAGUUAUUUUUUAACUAUACUCACACCAUUUGUAUAGUUAAAUUAUGCAUAUAUUAAAUUCUGGUUUUUAGAAUUGUUAAGUGUACCUAGUGAAAAAAAAACAUAUUUUCAAAUAUUUAAAUUUUUCUUAACAUUUAAGGAAUAUACUGUGAUGAUGAAAACUUUGGUUUUUCAAACGUGAAUCUACAUGUUUUGAUGCAAAUUAUCAAUCAAAUGUUUUUUUCUGAAAAUAUUGACGUAUUGUAAUUAAAAUUUGAAUGGAAAGUUUCUGAGUUAUUCUACUAUAAAUACUUAAGGAUAAAAACUACACGUUUCAAAAUAAGAAAUUGCCUAUUCACGACUCCUAUAGGAAACAUUCGGUAUCCAAUUCCCAUAAAAAGGCUAUAAUCCUUAGUAGGGAUCGGAUUUUAAAACAAAAUAAAUAACAAAAAAAAACCAUACAACUGUUUAAAAAAAGCUAAUUUAUUCAUAAAUAAAGUAAAAAAAAAAGCAAGACCAAAAAUUAUUGUCACGUGUUACAAUAGUCGAAGUUAUACGUGUACUGAAUAAUAAACGUAGAUGCUGCUGUAUGUUUAAUAAAGGUCGAGUACAUUGCAGUUAGGUAUUAAUAGCAUUUACAAAAUCGAUUAUCGAUCAAGUAUAUCAGUUUUAUCGAUAUAGAUAAACAAAAACAAUUAAACCAUAUAGUCCGUGUUUCGUGUUUGACAUAGAUUGAGAGCUAUACACUGUACCUACCUACUGUCAUACUUUAUGCAACUAUAUAAAACGAUUUUUUUUCAGUUUUUACUAAUUAAAUUAAAAUUGCCUUAUUAUUAUGGCACAAUAAGAAAUAAAAUGUCUCAACUAGAAUAUUUGCAAAAAAGCAUUUAUAUAAAAAAAGUCGAAAAAGCUACGAAAAACAUUGAUUUAGAUAUUAUAUAGAAUCAGAAUGACAUGAAACAAAUUUAUGUCCAUACUUUUGAUUUCUAUUUCAAAUAGAAAAAAGAAGCAUAUGCCUUAAAAUCCGAGCCCUAAUAAUUAGUAUUUAAAACAGAAUACCUCUGAAACUUUUCGUUCAGAUUUCGAUUACAAUUGGCACGUCAAAAUUUUCAGAAAAAAUUUAAAAUUGAUAAUUUCCAUCAAAACGUGUAGGUUUUCAUUUGAAAAAUCAAUGUUUUUAUCGCCACAGGAUACUCCUUAAAUGAUGUGAAAAAUCGUAUUAUGCAAAAACUUCGUCGUUUACUGUACUUAAAAAUUCCUAAAAUCAUAAUUAGAUUUUAUGCAUAAUUUAACCAUAAAACUAAGGUAAGCCUGCUUAAAAAUCCCCCUCUGUAUUGUAUUAUAAAUUUAUAGUUAUAUAAAAAAAAAUUUGAAAAAUAUGUAAAUAACAACGGUUCUUAAAAAAUUGUUCUUAUCCUCCACCCAUGACAAAAUCAUUUGGCCGCCACUGAUCUCCCGCCCUUAAAUACACCGCUGCUUAGGGCUGCAAGUUUUAAUUUGAAAUGCGCAUUUUGUAUAUAGAACCGCACGUUAGCGCGUGCCCUGUAUGUAUGGUGAAGUCCUAUUAUUAAUUAUUGUUACAGACACAUAAAAAUAAGUAGGUUACCUAUUUUUACACAGUGCCGUUUGUGACCGUAAGUCGAAUCGUGCACGUUUUUGUUCUCCGACCAAUGGCAAACGAGUCCUGCAGCAGUCUAUUAAACAGCGUAUUAAUAUUCUACCAAGACGCAUGUCCGUGAUCAUCUUUUCAUUGAAAUAUCUAUUGAAAUCGUUCGGGAACCGGGCCCCGCCGUGGGUGUCCCGGCUACUUUUGCAUAACCCUGCCGUCUAUGUUUCACUAUACAUUGUUUGUUAGGCCGCGACGCGGACGACCAGACCGCGGCGUGAGAACAACGCAGGUAUAAUGUAUUAAGUACAAACGCGAAGAACAAUAACGAAUUUGAAAAAAAAAAUAAAAAAAACUUUCUUUUGUCCGACAAUAUCGCUUUCAUCACUUAAGGUCUUAUAAUAUAAUAUAUUUUACCGAAUGAAUUAUUUUAUUAUAAGGCAGGUAAUAUAAUAUUAUUGUACGCGACUCCCCGAACAAAUAAUAAUAAUAAUAAUAUAUAUGUAUUAUUAUAGGCGGCGCGAGAGUUACGUAAAAGAAAAAAAAAAAACAAUUGCGUGUACCUAUUAAUAUAGGUAUUCGUUUUUGUUGUUUCGGACUACAUCGAUAAUAUUUCCGGAUGUCGGAAAUCGUUUUUAAACAUAAUAACCUAUAUACAGUGUAUAUUAUACACUGCUGUUGUAAAAUUGAAUUUUCUCUAGGCAACACAAUUUUGUUUCGCUCUCUUAUACCCCUCCGGCCGAACAAAGAACCUCUUCCGGUAAUCUCUGUAUUCAGGAAAUGGACUAAAGUUUUAAUUGAAUGUAUUUGAAAUACAUUUUGUAUUUCAUAUUUUCCGGUGUAUAAGAAAAAUUUCAAUUUGUAUUUCGUAUAUUAUAAACAUUUUCAACGCUUUUUGUAUGUUGAAAAUACUCAAAAUACAAAAUCCAAUUAUAAUCGAAUAUGUGCGGAUAGAGCGCUCGUGAAUAGAGAACACCUACCCGGUUGUGACAUUUCUUCGACACACAUUUUCUUUAAACAAUAUUGUAUUUUUUGUGAUGGUUUUCGUGUAAUUAGAUCAAACUUCGUAAAGGCAUUCAAACAGUUUGGUAUUCAGCCAUCUUGUGUAAAUUUAGAAGGUAUGUAGAUACUUUUUAUUUUUGUUUUAGAUUUAGAGCGUACGAGGGAUUUAUUGGUUUUAUUAUGAUGUGUGUGUGUGUGUGUGUUUUUUUUCUGCCUGUAAACAAUUUUUCGAAUAAAAAAAUCUUGCUUCGAUGUAUCAAAGAAAAGAAAACGUUAUCUAUUUGGUGCAAUAAAGAGGUCAUUUUUUGAUUUUCCUAGGUGUUUUAAUAAUCAUUGUGAAGAACCGUGAAAAAAAUUUUAGGUAAAACGGCAAAUAUUCACGGCGUGCCGCGGCGUUAUCGAUUUCAUUGGUUUUAAUUUUUGCAAACUAUAUUUUCUAAUACAAAUAUUGCUCCAAUAGAAAAAUGACCUUUUUUUAUUGAAUUUUUAAUUUUUAAAAAGUCGUUUUUUAAUUUCCAAAGUUUUUUUCGCAAUAAUUUGAACGAAAUAGAAAUAAACAUAGAAGGAACAGGAAAAAUUAUGGUUUUAUUUUUUUCAAUUUUGUUUUUUGUUAUAAUUCAGUUAAACAUAUUUGUAUAUUUCGAUACUUGAAAUUUUGAUUUAAAAACUUAUAUUUGAUUUCUUUAGACGUGGACAAAUUGUAUUAUUAACAUUUCAAUUUUUUGGGGUAUAUACGUAAUUUUUAUUUGGCAAGUAUUUUGGGAAUACAAUUAUUAGACUAAACAGAAAUGCUUCAACGUUUAACAAUAGGUUCAUUAUAAGUUCCAUUUAGUGGCCAAAAAAAUAAAAAAAAUCAGUGUUAUGUAAUAUUUAUAUAUAUAUAUAUAUAUGUUUUUUUUUUUAUAAGUGUUUUAAUAUCAAAUUUUGUACCGAUGUAUUUUGCCAUUUUUGUUGUCUAUAUUAUAUUCACUACCACCGCCUUACAGUUCCAAAUUUCUUUGUCCUUCAUCAAAGAUACUUGAAAAGUCUUAAAUAAAACAAUAAUCUUCCUAACGAAGCUGCAGACUACCUAAUGGCCUUUGACCUCCGGGAUUUUCAUGGCAUAUUUUUUUUAUAGUGGAUUCUUACUUUCUCCGCAUCACGUGAUCUAUCAUUUAGCUUCCUUUUAUUUCGUUUACAAUGCCUGGUCAUUUGAACAAUUCUUUAGCUCUUAAUUAUGUCUUUUCCUCCAUUCUUAUGUGUUUGAUUGAAACAUGUCCAAUAUAUUAUAUGAAUAUAAUAUAUUCAUCGUAAUAAAUUUCUCUCAAACCAUAUACAUUAACCUAAAUAAUACUAUAUAGGUAGAUGUUGUGUUGUACACCUCAUUACACUUAAACUAACAUCAUAAUGCUGCAGUCUGCAACCUUGUUGAUUGUAAAAUUAAUAGAUUAUUAAUAAUAAUUUAUUAUCAUAAUAUAGUUGCUUCACUCGUAGGCACCUAUUAUAUAAUACAUAUUCGAUAUUUUAUAUUGACAAAUGUAAAAUAAAUCGCAUUGUAUUUUUAUUCUUGAAAUCUUAACGAAUUAACCAUCAUUAUUUUCUAAUAGGUACAUACCUAUGCCCAAGUAUUCGUAUGUAAUACUUUUCAAAAUGCAUUAUUAACUGUUAAUUAGAUUUUUGAUUUUUUUUUUUUUUUUUAUCUUCCUUCUUGUGUUUAGAAAUCCGUUUUUACUAUAUGUACAUAUGCGUCAUUCAUGCGUAUAUUAUGUAAAAAAGGUAGGAUACAUAAAUUAUAUCUGCACGCAACGAUAAACAACUGCUAACGAAAUACAAUUCGGAGCGAAUUUCGGUUGUACAUGUUUUUAAAGGCCGUAAUAUUUACGAUUUCUGUCAAAAUUUAAUUAUAAAACUUAUAAAAAAAAUAAAAAUAAAACAUUAUACAUUUUUUUUUUUUCACUAAGUACGACUUAUAAUGAACCUCCUAUCAAAUUUUUAACGAUUUCUGUUUAGUCUAACAAUUUCCAUAUAGCACCUACCGAAUAAAAAUUACGUAAAAACUCGCAAAAUUGAAAUUUCUAUAAAUAGCUCGAAAUUGGCUUAGUUGUUUUGAAAACGUUACUACGUCUAGAGAAAGCUAUUUAUUAGACAUUUUCUGUCGAAAAUUUUAAGUCUUUAAAAAUAUUUUAACUGAGUUACAAUAAAAACAAUUUUAAAUCUUAACAAAAACUUUAAAAUAAUAAACAAAUUAUUUUCAUAGUUUUUCCUGUUAUAAGUAAUUUUUUUAAUUCUGCUCGAUUAUCAAAAAAAACUGCAGAUAAAAUUAAAAAACGACUUUCUUGAUCAUCAACUAGAUCUAAAACGAAACAUAGAAGGUCAAUGUCGUUUUUCUAUUGGAGCAAUAUUUAUGAUAGAAAACAUAAGCCGUACAAAUUUUAAAUAAUAAAAUCAAUAAUUUUAAAAAUCGUAUUUUUCGACUUUUGGUUUUUUACAAUUUUUUUGAAAACGGCUUGAAAAAUCAAAAAAUGACUUCUUCAAUGCAUCAACCAGAAAACAUUUUUUUUUUUCACAAAAGAGCUACCACUUGAUACUUCAAAACAAUAAUUUUGUUUACAAGCAGAAAAAAAAAUUUUAAAAAAAAAAUCACACCCCAUAGUGAAAUCAAAAUAGAUCCCUCGCUACGCUCCGUAUUUAAAAAAUAAUUGAAAACUUUUCCAUUUUUCCAAACGUUUGUCGUGGUUUUAUCCAAUUAUUAAGAAAAUUACUCGGAAAAUCAAUAAACGACUUUCUUACUCACUAUCUAUAAGCAACAAUUUUUUUUUUCUGAUGUUACUUUUAUUUGAAGCAAACUUUCUGGAAGAAAACAAAAAUCAAAACAUUAAUGCCACAAAUUGUCCUUUUUUCAUUAAUGGUUUAUUCCAAUAUUAUGAACACCUCUUGGUAAAAUUAAAAAUGACCUUCUAAAUAUACCAACCAACCACUAGAUUUGAAAUGAAACAAAAUAGUCUCUUGUAAUUUCUCGAUUAGAGAUUUCUGAAAGUUAUUUACGGACAAUAUAAAAAAAAAGUGAAAAAAAAAAUUGUACAUCAUUAUUAAACCAACACAUUUCUUGCUACGCUUAGAAUCUAAAACUAAUAACUAUUUAUUUCAAUUAUUCUUAUACCGACGAAUAUUUUACGCGUCGGUGAUCGUAUGAAAAUAAUAUUUUUUGAAGACAAAAUGGGUUUGAGCUGAAGGAACGACGUACGUCAAGGUGUAAAUUUAACCUAAUCUUAUUGUUUGAAUGUGUUAUGUAUUAAUAUAUACACAUCAAGUAUUUUCAGCAUAGGCAUGUUAUAUUGUAUAAGGUUUAAUAUAAAUAAAUCAUUGAAAAUAUAUAUUAUUUCACUGACCUUCUCGAACACAAACGAUACAAUAAAAAUUUUAUUUUUUAUUUUUUUCGAUAGCAAAAUAUUUGUCGAAUCACAUCUUACCUAUUAUUAUGUACCUGUACGUCGGAUUUCAUAGGCAUCGAGAAAACCACUGUAUUUUGCAGAUGGAUCGUAAUAAUUCUAUUAUAAGGACGUGCGUAUAGGUACUACAUGUUGAUAAUUAUACAUAUUAAUUUUGAAGGUAUUAUUAUUAUUAUGUAAAUACGAAUAUCAUUGUUGCAUUUGAAAGAUGAUUUCUAAAAAAAAAAUUAGAUUACUGUACAGGCAUUGUGCUAGAUAUGUAUUUAUUUAUUAAUUUCGAGUGCUUAUAUAAAACAACAAAUGUAGGACACCCAUUUUUAAAAUUUAUACUAAAAUACCCGCAUUAAUUUUAUAGACAAAAAAUUAAAAAUUGUAUAAAAAAAUAAAAAUAAUACAAAUUUAAAAAAAAAAGUUAAAGUCAUUAAAAAUAUUUUUAGGCUCGGAGGUGUUAGAAGCAAUGAAUAAGACCAUUUUUCAAUAGUCAUUUUCCGUAUAUUUUCAUAUUUAAAAAGCUUGCUUCCCAUUUUGUUAAUAAAUUUAAUUUUAGCAAGUGGAAUACUACUGAAUAUUAAUUUUCUAUCUCUAUUGUACAUGAUUGUACCCUUGAGCCGAAAGAUACUCACCGUGUUUAUACUGAACUUGACGAACGAAAAAAUAAUAAUCAACCCAAUAUUACGGUCAAAUGUAAGAAUGGGAUACCGUCUAUCUUCACUGUCCUUUACAGGACAAAUUUCAAGCCUCAUUAUUCUUCAUCUGUUAUCCCUUCAAGAAAUUGACUAGCUGAGUUUCCCUUCAUUGAUUUGGACUGCCAACAUACGUUUCUUAUCGUUGACCCUUCAUGCACCCUUUGUUCCCAAUCUACUUCUACUAUUAAUUUUUGCCUUAAUUUUUUAAGAUGCAUAAGUACUAAUACUAAAUCUUUUUGGAAAUUUUUUUAGGAAUAAUAAGUCUAAAAAGUCUAAAAAUAAUAUAAUUAAUACUGUUCAUUUUAAUGGUGUAGUAAUAUAGUUAGUACUAAUGAAAAAGAGGUUUCUAAUUUAUUCGCUAAAGAUUUUUAGUUUUAAAGUUUUAGUUUUGUUUACACCGAGCACAGUGUUAUUAGGAGCUCAGAUUUUCAGUCACAUCAUAUAAACAAGGAAGCAGAUCAUUGAAUAAUUUUUUGAUAUCUGUACAUUUCAAGCAGAUAAUCGUAAAAAAAAACCUAGUAAUUUUCAUAAAUUAUGAGAAAUGGUAGAUAUAGUUUUCUUGAUUCGAAAUGGAAGGGUUAAUUUUAGGAAAAAGUAUAAGAAAAUUGAUUAAUGAAAUAAUUAGAGCUAUAAUAAAAAUUCAAUACAAUUUUUGGUACAUGUAUAGAUUUAAGAAAUUAUAGACCAAAAAUUAAAAAUUUUCAUUUUUUCAAAAACUUUGCGCUUACAACGCACCCUGUGCAUGAUGUUCAAUCAAGCUAAAAUUUCAGUGAUUUUAUUUUAUUAUGUAUUGAAACAAUUUUCCGGCUGACAUCCAUUAAAUAAAAAAAAAUUAUUAUUUCAUGUAAACAGCAAAGUAAACUGCAAAUUGUUAUGUGUAUUACUGAAUUUAGUGAACUAACUUUUUUUAUUAUUUUUUAAAUUAAUUUGAAAAUCUAUUGAAAAGUUCUACUGUCAUAUCGUUCAUGAUUUUGUUAACGACACAAAUUGAUAUAUUAUCCGGUUUUGUUAGGUUUACUACAUGUUAGGUAUAACAUGUAUUCUUUAUUUUUAUAACAAACAUAACGAAAAAUAAUAAAUAUUAAACACGUUUACAUUUUUUAAAUGCACGUUUUCUAUCAGAAAUAAUGUUCCAAUAGAAAAACUAUACAAGAAUUUUUUGUUACAUUUUUAAUCUAAUUCGUAUUAAGUAACUUGAUUUUUGAUUUUUUUUUUUUUUUUUUUUUUUUUUUUUUUUUUCUUAUUAGUUUUUAGUUAAAAAAUAUCAGUAGAUUUAAAUUUUGAUAAAAUAAUUAAAACUUACUUUUAUAGACAUAGUAAAAUGUUUAAAACAUUUGAGCCAUUUCUGAACUAUUUAUAGAUAUUUUAAUUUUAUGAAUUUUUACCUCAUUUUUAUUUGAUAUAGGUACUUUGUGGAUGGAUAAAAUUGUUAGGCACUAAACAGAAAGGCAUGACAAGUUGACAUGAGAUUCAUUAUAUGUCGUAUAUAGGGGUCAAAUAAAAAUAUAGUGUAAUAUGGUAUUUUUUUUUUUUUUUAAGAGUUUAAAAUCAAAUUUUGACAAAAAUCAUAAAUAUUACAAAACUUUAAAACAUGUAUAACCGAACUUAGCCGAAUCGUUUUUUGUUAGCAAUAGUUUAUCGUUAGUUACAGAUAUAAAUUAAACAACAAUCAUUCCAACUACCUAUCUAUAACAGUGCCACACCCGUCCCCGGUAUCUACUCUAUUAUAUUCUGAGUGAAGCCAAGAAGCUUAUGAUUUCACUAAAAUAUUUAUUCUUUUCUGUGGACAACUUUUCUUCCACCAAUUUUGUUCCGAUUUUCAAUUAUACCUAAAAAUAAAUCUGACUAGGAUAGUACUUUAAGCAGGUAAUUUUUCGAUUUUCCUAAGAGUUUUCUAACAAAUGGGAAAAGCUGGGAAAAAACAUGGGGAAAUCGGCACAAUAUUAUUCAAAUAGUAUUAAAGAAAAUAUAAAAAAAUUAAAAAUUAAAAAAUUAAUAAAUAAAAAAAAAAACCUAAAUACCUAUUAUUUUACUAUAAUAUGACAAACAUAUUGUUGACAAAGCAACUCUAUCAACUGAACUCCGCUCAGAAUCAUUUUUUUGUUAGCAAUAGUUUAUCGUUGCUUAUAGAUAAAUAAUAACUUUCGUUCUGUAUUCUACUUUCCUAACUUAACACCUACAACAGUAGCUGCACCCGUCCCCAUUAUCCAAGGACGGCUUUUAUUAGCUUGAUUUUUUUAAAUUUUCUGCUGUCUUUUUUCUAGCUUUUAGAAUGCUUUUUCCAUCAAAAAAACUUUUAUUGUCAUUAUCAUUUCCUGCUAUAUGGUUGGUUAUAUUUUUUAAUAAUAUUACGUAGUUAUAUCUAGAUAUGUAUAACUACCUUCCUACCUAUUAUAAUAAUUAACAUGCUGACGGUUUUGCUGUAUUUUAGAUUCUAAGUGCAGUGAGAGAAGAAGUAAAGCUAAUAAGUAUCAUGUAAUUAAUAUGUACAUGAUGUGUUUGUUUCCAUUUCUUGGAAAAAACUUUUUAUGGUAUUUCUUAAAAAAUACAGAUUUUUCGCCCGAUACUUUAUUAUCGAUAUUCCAAAUAAUUUUUCCGAAAAAUUGCUUAAAAAUGUAUUUUAAAAAACUUUUUUGUUAAGAAUAUGCUUCAGUUUUUUCGCUCAAUAGCUCAAAAAAUUCGGAAUUUCUACUCAAUUGUAUUUUAUUUGAAACAUUCAUUGACAUUUUCAGCAGUUCAUCCCGAAGGUCCUUUUUUUAUUAUAGAAAAAUAAUAUAUAUUUUAAAAUGAUAAAAAUUUGGUGAUGAAGUUGAAAAUGUGUGUUAAAUGUUAAAAAUAUAAUACGCAUGUAUUGGAAAUUACAGAUGAACAGAAUACCGCCGCAAUACGAUUACUGUAACACUGCUGAUGAACCGUGGCUGUCUGACAAUAUGCCGUUUACGAAUGAAAGUUCUUCGGGAUCUGGGGAAUUGUAUUCCACUUUUACUACGCCGGUUACACCAAUUGAACAAUUACCAUGGUACGAUAAACGAUAUUAUUUUGUCCUAAUGUCAUAUUGUAAGUAACAAUUUUUAAUGCACACACACACACAAUUUAAUUGUAAAAAUCGUAAUGAUAAUAUUGAUAUAAAUAUCGAAUAUAACAUUAUCUGAACUGUCGCAAAAUAAUACAUAAUCAGUUGUAUAUUUAUGAGGGGAGGAGAAACUGUGAAGUUUCUUCCCCCCAAAGGUACACAGUUUCUAUAAUAUUGGUUGUAUUAAUAUGAUUUGGGUAGACUUGGUCGUCUAAAAUAUGUAAAUGCUACUGCUUCUCAAAAAAAACAAAAAAACACCAGCGAUCAGUAGAGCUCCGUAACAGAUUGGUCCAAAGUCAAAUUUUUUCCAAAUCAACUAUUGUUGCCAUUACAUAUUUAAUAUUUUUUAGAGCUCUUUCACACGAAGUCACCAUGGUCGCGCCACCACAAUAUAUUAAUAAUUAAAUUAGGGUUUUCACACAUAGUGGCACUACCACGUCAGCCGCACCACUCAGAAGUUUGCGUGACCAGACAUGUUGAACGCACGACUAAAAUAGAUGCGCUACUAUAUAAAUUUAUAUUAUUGCAAUUUAAAAACGUACAUUCUUUUCAUUAUAAUCACUGCCAGUGACGUUUUUUGAUUACUUUGUCAAUAUUCUUUAAUAUGGAUAGCCACUUUGACUCAGAAAUGUUAAUUACAGAAAUUGAAAAUUGGUCAGCAAUAUAGAACUCUGUUUUGUACGAGUAUUCAGACAGUAGUGGAUGUACUCAAAACUUUCGAUUUUAGAUUAUGAGUAUAGCAAAGAAUGUAUAAUAUUACAAAGAUGUUUAUUUCUUUUUUUUGUUUUAUGUUGUAAACUUUCUAGCAGAAAGCUUACUCCACUAUACACUAUAUAGACCCUUUUUUGAAAAGAAAUCUGACCGGGAAAGUACUUUAGGGAGGUCAUUUUUCGAUUGAAGUAGAGUGGGGGGGAUAAAGGAUGCAGAGAAAAGACUUCUUUACAACCUAUAUAAGUAUGAAACGGCUAUUGUAAGAAACCAAGAUAGUGUAGAGAAGCGAAAAUAAACAAGGGAGUUAGAUAAGGACGAACGCUAUCCCCAAUCAUAUUCAAUGAGUAUACCCAAAAACAAUAGAUAAGAUAAAAGAAGAGACCAAUUUAGGCAUAAAAAUUAACGAUCAGAGAAUAAAUAUGUUACGUUUUGGUGACAACAUAGCAAUAGUUGCUGAAAAUGAGAAAGAUUUACAAGAGUACCUUGUACCAUCGAUAAAACAUUUAACAACGAUCUGAAAAUGAAAAUAAAUAUGCAAAAACAAAGGUGCUUGUAUGUGAAAAGGAAAAUACAAGAGUACACAUAAAGCUAGGAGGAGAUCAAAGGAUAGAGCAAGUAGAUGAAUUUGUGACUUUAGGAAGUACAAUAAGCAAAAAUGGAUGUAUUAAGCACGAAAUAGUAAAACGUAUUUGCCAAGCCAAAAUAGCUUUUAAAAGUAAAAAAAAAUCCUACUCACUUCAAAGAACAUUAUUAUCGAAAUUAGAAAAAACCUAUUGAAGACAUAUAUAUGGAGUAUAGCAUUAUAUAGGUGUAAGACCUGGACAAUAUUAGUGAAAGAAAAAAGGAGACUGGAAGCAUUUGAAAUGUGAGGCUAUAAGAGGAUGUUAAAAAUAAGCUGGAUGGACUAAAUAACUAAUAAAGAGGUUCUAGAAAAAACGUCUGAAGGAAAGCUACUAUAGAAAAGUAUAGUAAAAGACGGAAUGAAUGGAUAGAACAUACAAUUCAACAUGCAAGAUUAUUAAAACUAAUUAUAGAAAGAAGUAAGGAAGGAAAAAAUCAUAGAGGAAGGCCAAGAUUAGAGUAUAUAAAUACAAUUAAUAAGGGACCAAGGAUGUAAUUCAUAUGUGCAAAUGAAAAAGAAAGAAGAAUAGAAAGUAACUGCAAACUAAUCUUAGAAUUUUAACGAAGAGAGAGAGAGAAUAUAAACAGACGAAAGGAGCAGAGUUUGGAAGUUGAAACUUUUUUAAGGCACAUCCUUGAUACUUAUAUUACUUAUAUACAAAAUUUCAUUUUCCUGGUUCUAUUUAAUUAGUCUUUACGGUUGUAAAAAGCUAAAAAAUACACCUUCCUGUAACAACAUGGUAAAAUUAAUAUUGAAAUUCAACCAAAGUUUGAUCACUUCAAUCCGCCUAUAAUGAAACUUUAAUUCCCGAACUUGAACUCAUUUCAGUUGAACUCUCACAUAUAUUUCUAUUAGUUAUCCGUACUACGUGAACGCCAGUUCGUUGUCUGCGCUUUGUUAUCUAUAUUUUUUUGAACAUUAAUUAUAGGUUUAUUACAAUAGUAAGUUUUUCUGUAUUUCCCUAACCUACCUACAGAAUGUGUCAAAUGCCGUGGGCAUUUAGUUCACCUUGAGGACGUACUCCAAUGCAGUAUCUGUAGUGAUCAGGUUUACUUUUACUAUAAUGGAAUUUCUUAGGUAAGCUUCAAGAAAAUUUCUAAAAAUAUAAAAACAUACAUUACAUAUAACAACUGUCAACGUCAAAUUACCACUUAACAAAUAAACAAAUUGGAAGAUAAAAUUGAAAACCUUAUUGAAUCAGUAAGUUCCAUGAGUAAUAAUUUGAUGAGUUUAUCAACAAAAUCUAAUCAAUGUUAAAAGAACUAAAAUCGGUUUAAAUAGAAAAUAAUUUAAGAAAAUAUCAACUUACAUUUUACCACUUCAUCCCAUUCGAAAAUUCAUUUUUUUUUAAUGUAUCAAUAUUGAGAGUGUAAUUAGAUGUAAUUAAUCUGUAUCUUGUAGAUCUACAAUCUGUUAUUAAUGUUAAAUUUGAAUGCCACAAUUUCACACCUUUAGAUUAGAUGUUAUAUUUAAAAUAAACUCAGGGAGAGUUAGCUGGAGAAACGUUUCUUUACUCACUUUUCAUUUUUGUUUUAAAAGGUCGUCCUCUGAUGAUUCUUGUAUUCGCAUGUUGAUAGACAUAAGGUUGUAGUUCUCAGGGUAUGUACUCGUGUUUCCCAACUGUUUCCUGUAAGUAAAAAUGUACGUAAUUAGUUCGUUUCAAUUCGUUAUUGUUAGAUUGAUAUAUUAAGAAACUUUCCAGAGUGACUCCCAAAUAUUUUACAUGUUAGAUGUUUUUAAGUUCUAUCAUUCUACAUUACGCUUAGUUUGCUGUAUCCUAUGCUUCUAUUUUCCUCAAAUAGAAGGAACAUAUUAUUUAGGUUUUCAUCGGGUUCGGCCAUAAAUUGUUUUUGUGGAAGUAAAUACCAUAACCUUUUUUAGUGUCAUCUCAAGGGAGUAAGUAGUAAAAACCUCUAUGUUGCAUACUCCAGGCAAAUUUUUCCAAAUAAAAACACGCACAUGAUUUAAAGGCUGUUUUAAUAUUUAAAUUUUAACUUUUUAUUAUCAACAUCAUGUUUCAAAAAUGUAUGUACUACAUAAUUAAUAAAUAUAUAAAGAAAAAAUUUCUAUGCUUACAUUUUUAAUUAUAUACUUAUUUAUGAGUAUUAACCAUUGUUAUAAUUUUGUUUUUACUUUAUUAUUGUAUUACAUAAUAAAUAUCUAUAAGGUGAUAUAAUUGAAAUAAUCAUGAAAUGCACAAAUCUGUUUAACAGCUAUUUACUGACAGAAAAGUGUCUUGCGAAUUUCGAGACCAGUCAGAUUAUAAAUUCAUGUUAAUUGCAUUCUAAAUAUUUGCAUCGGAAAAAUGUCGAAAAGUUGAAUUUUAAAACUCCAGGGGUGUGGGGGUCGUCAAAGAAACGGUUCUUCAGUCUUCAGGCAUAUAUACAAAACAUAUUGCUUUUUAAACAAUAUAUAUGUCAUAUUAUGGUAAAAUAAUUAAAUACCUAAGGAUAAUAGAAAUCUUUUAUAUUAAUUUAACCUGUUAUAUAUAUAUAUAUAUGUGUACCACCGCUUUUUUUUAUUAUCCAGAAGUCUUAAUGUUUAAAAUGCAGCUUAUUAGCCACAUUUAUUUUUAAUUUUUUUGAAAUAUUUUCAUUUUCUAGAAUCAAUAUGUAUUUAUGUAUUUUGUAAAGUUGUUCUAUUCUAUAUAAUAGAUUACUAUAUUAUUUAUUACAAUUAUGUUAGAUCAAAAUCUUAUAGUACUUUUUUAGUCAAAUUUCCUUUCAGAAAAAGUGUUAUCAUUGUAAAUCGAAACAAAAGAAAAAAUUGUUUAUUUAAAAAAAUAAAAAAUAAACAUCAUUGUAAAACCAUAUAAAUUUUCGCUCCACUAUAGUAGGUUAUAAUAAAAAUCAUAAGUGCCCUCCCCUUCUCCCACAUUGGUACUUACUAAUAAUAAACCAGUAUUAUAUUAAUGGUACCUAUUGAACAAAACAAAAGAAAAGAACAUAAUGACUCUUGGGACAAUGUGUAAAAAAAUUAGGUAGUUAAAAGUAUUUAUAAACACUUUUCAAAAAUAUUUUUAACACUCAAAUAUUUGUUUAGUGAAAUACCAAUAUAUGUAUUAUAAUAUUAAAUUUUAAAACAAUAUCUGCAUUUGUACUCAAAAUACUUUUAAAAAGUUGCUUUUACAAAUCUGCUGCAUACUGAUAGUAAUCCAUCAGUACAUAAAAUUAUAAAGUGUUGAAUAUAUUAAUAUGAUUACAUUUUUUUUAAUUUUUGUAUUAUUUUUGAUAUUUCUUUAUAUUUCAGCUUGAAUACGACUAAAUUAUUGGACAAAUUAAACGAGCAAUACGUCCGGGAACGAAAAAAAUUCGACUACACUUUGCCGUCUUCACGGAGUAUGAGUUUCACCGGUUUGUAUACAUCUGCCACACCCUUCCAUCCAUACUAUACAACUAAAUUAAAAUACUUAACAUAAUUAAUAAACUAUUAUAAUUUCAUGUUUAUAUAGACGUGGACAGUUUGCACCCACUGUCGGCUCAUUCGAAGUUACCACCCGAACAGUCGUUGAAAAAACGGUCGUGGUUUUUUUUGGCUUGGAUCACCAGUCUUGACUUUAUCAUCGAACCACAAAGUAGCUAUACAAAUAAUAUACGACCACAAUAUCAUAUAGAUACACCAAAGAUUGUAAUUUUAUACAAUUUUUGGUUCUAAGUGGAGUUAGGAAUGUACUGCUUUUACAAUGAUGAAUUUUUUUUUUUCUGUGAACAACUUUUCUACCAGAUGUUUUACUUCGAUUAUCAAAUGUUUUCUGAUAGGAAAUUUGACUGAGGUGAUAGUUUGAGAAGAUGUUUUUUGAUUUUCUCAUAGAUUUUUAUAACUAAUAAGAAAAACCGUGGAAAUCAUAGGAAAAACGGAAAAAUUACAAAAUGUAUUAUUUUCAAAUUGUAAAUAUUACAGCCUUUCAAAACAUAAUCGAACUCCGCUCAGAACCAUUUUUUGUUACCAAUGACUAAUCGUUACGUACAAACAUAUAUUAAAUUGUGCGAAGUAUGUUUGGUUUUUUUAUGUAAUACAUCUUCUACUUAUAUUUAUAGGUUUUUGUUAUGUAACUUGGUUGAGUCUGGUAACCAUGUGUUACCUGUAUAACUGUUGGAUUAUACCGUUGCGCAUAACUUUUCCUUAUCAGACAUCGGAAAACCUAUGGAAAUGGAUGCUAUUGGACUAUUGCACGGAUGCGAUUAAUUUGUUGGACACGUUCGUCAUCAAACCGCGAAUUAUAUACCUUAAAGACGGAUUUUGGGUGCGUGAUCUAAAACUCAUCGAAGUCAACUAUUUGGAAAAACUACAGUCGAAAGUAAAAUAAAAAUCAAUACAUAUUCGAAAUAUAAAUACUGUUAAUUGUUAAGUCAGUGGCGUAAUUAGGAUUUUGUCAAGAGAAGAGGGGGAUAUUCGUUUGCAGUAUUUUAUUUCCUCAAGAGAAGGGAAAGGGUUUUUUUUAAAUUUACCAUUACCACCGUUUUUCAUAUUUAAAUGUUAUCAAAUUCUAAUACUUCGAUGGCACAGUAGUAGUGAUUAUUCAUUAAGUCUAAUCUAAUAACAAAAUUAAUGUAUCUAAAGUUAUAAAAUAGUUUAAUCGAGAUUUAUAUUGAAUAAUAUUAAUAAAAUAUUUACUUUUGUCAUUUAUUUUGAAGAUACGACUUCAUAUUCUUUAAAGAAGAAAAAGUUCGUUUAGAUGUUACAGUUGAAACUAAUAAUAUAGAAUAAUAUAAUAGAGUAAAUAUUUUGAGAAGCAUAUGAAUAUUAGGAUAAAACUCUUUAUCACAAAUAUCCAGAGCGUAAUGGUAAUCCUGAAAUGAGUAUUAUAUUAUCCUUAUCAGUAAUUACCUUAUGUCUCCACAUGUUUAAUUCAGUAAUGCUGGCUUAUUGAUCAACAAUAGAUGAAUAAUCAGUUUGAGAAGCUGAAUGAAUAAAUCUUGCCGUUUAGUAACAAGAUGUCUUAAGAAUACCCCACUGGUAUUGCCCCACCAAAUAUCCGCCGGAAGUUCGCAGUAAACUAGGAAAGGACCAAAACAAAAACUGAUGUACGAUACCAAUUACAUAGACAAAACAUACCUAAUUUCAGACUUAAAUCCAGAAAGAGUUUUCUUAAAAGAGAAAACCUCUAAAAAAACAAGCUGAAGAGGUACGAAGAGAAAGGUGGAAACUCUCUCUUUAAGGAAAACAAUAAACUAGAACCCAUAUCAGCGGAACUGCUGCCAGCUGGACACGAAUUAAACUGGCCAACCUGGAGAUCUCUCAAUAAACUUUGAGUAGGAGUGGGCAGAUUUAAAAACAACCUAAAGAAAUAGAACAUCCUUUAAGACAUCUCCACAAAAUGCGAGUGUGGUUUGGAACAAGAUAUGGAACACCUACUGAACUGCCGAAGUUAUUUAUCUUCCUGUUCGAAAGAAUACCUCCUGUCAGCAAAUUGAAGUAGUAAGAUUCUGGUCAAGGGUAAUCUAAAACUAAGACAAACCUACGAGAAAACCUAAGAGAAACCAUAAAAAUAAACAGAGUACUAGGUAUUUAUUAUUGAUAGAUAUAUAUUUUUAUGAUUUAUAGGUAGAACGUUAGUAGUACUUAUAAUCUGAUGUAUACACAUACAUUAAGUAUUAACAACAAUUAAAUAACUAAAUAGUCAUUAAAAUAUUAGAUUUUUAAAUUUAAACAAAAAUCACAAUAUAAGUUAUUAUUACUGUGAUUUUUUUUUGUCACAAUAUCAUACUAUUUACAGUGUGAUAAAAUAUCCAAAAUAUCGUUUAUAGGUCUAAUGGUAAUGCCAAAUGGUAUAGUAAUGGUACAGUAAAAUAAAAACUAUUUGCGCAUAAUGUUAUUGGGAACGGUCUCUCUAUAUUACUCUAUGGCUCAGUCGCGCAGAUGUAGAGUAUGUGUGAUAUAAACAUAUAUUUAUCACUUUUUGAUUGUUUACCACGUUCAUAGUUACGCAGUUUCCAAUUUUACAUUAUUGAAUUAUAAGUGUUAUUAUUCUAUAAAACAUAACGCUUCAACCUCUGAAUUAUCCCUCUACAAACAUUUCGUAGUAAGCCUAUCCUUUUUAAGCCCAACAGAAGUUAUCGAUUACUUUACAGAUGAGUUGAUAGCAGUUCAAUCAACAGAUGAUGAAAUAAUUGUAGAGUUUAUGAACUACGUGUUUGAUUCUUAUAUUUCUCCAGAAGCGAGUUAUCCACCAAGUAUAUGGGUUCAAUUCUUUACUACUAUAAACAGAACUACGAAUAGUUGUGAGAAUUAUCAUUCGAAACUCAACAGUUGUUUUUAUAAGAGGCACCCAAAUAUCUUUCAAUUUAUAAAUAAGCUGUUAGGACAGUCGGAAACGUAUAUUAAAUACAGGAGCAAUGGGACUAAUACAAAAAGUAAGUCUCAGAAAUCAACUAAACAACGCCGGAAGUAAGUACUAUUGUGGAUCGCUGAAUAGGUAUUAUUGUUAUUAUUAGAAGCGUAGUUAUUGUCGGAUGACUACUGACAAUAAUUUAAUACUGUAUUUCACGAUACGAAACGUUUUUAAUUAUAUUUAGAAUUUUAGCAGUAUGCAUUGACCAUAAUAUUUAAAAAUACUUGUAUGUCAAUAUUGAAUAUUAUAAUAAAGUAUAGCAAUUUCGAUAAUUUUAUUCUGUAAUUUUAGAAUGAAUAUCUUAUGUAACCACAUUACCAUAAAUAUAUGAAUAGUAUUAGGUAGGUUAUCAGUAAAAAAUAAAUCAAAAAAGAUAUAUCCCCCAUGUUUCCCUCUCUGUUAAUACGCCACUGAAUAUUAUUAUAGUUGUUACAUUUGAUGAAACAGUUACGUCUCGAAUAUCACUGGUGUAUCAUACGUAUUAUAUUAAACCAUUUCAUUUUAAUAAACAUUUAAUAAAAUAUCCAAAUCAAGACAUAUAACCCUCCAAAGAUAUCAAAGGUUAAUAAUAUUUUGAAAUAAAAAUAGCUAACCUACAAUAAUUGUGAUUUUAUUUUUAGUUGGAUAUACUUUCUUUGAUACCAGCAGACUUGUUAUGUCUUUCUCCGGCAUUCGCUUGGGAACUGCUACCUUUAAUGAGAUUGAAUCGGAUUAUUAAGGUAGGCCCAAUGCUCGUAGGGUAUAAAAAUGUAUUAAUUUUAUAAAUCGCAACAAAUGGCCCAUAAAAAAAAUUCUCUAAAGCACCUGUACAUCAAUUAUUCUAACUAAUAUAUUAUUUGAUCAUUAUAUUUAGAUUCAAACGUUUUGGGAAUUUUUCGAUCAUUUCGACAGCGUUUUGUCGUCACCGUACGUAGUUCGAGUGACGAGAACGCUGACGUACAUGGUUUAUCUGGUGCAUAUGAACGCGUGCGCCUACUAUUAUGUUUCGGUCAAAGAAGGACUCGCUACGAACAAUUGGGUGUUUAACGGACAAGGGAACGCGUGAGUAUAUUUAAAAAAAUACGAGUAUAUACAAUAUUAUACAUACAUAGUGUAUAUAUAGUGUGAAUAUAUAUAUAUAUUCAAUAAGUAUGCUCAUCCAAUUUUUAAGGAUAAUUUAUGUAUAUAUAUACAAAUUCUGAUUUUGAGAAUUUCCAAGUGUAGUUAAAGACGAUAUUUUCGUAUACUUAGAUUUUUUUACAACAUUUAAGAAAUUUUAUGUGGAGCUACUAUUUUGAUUUUUCAAAUAAUAACCUAUAUUAAAAAUUACAUAAAUAGAUAGAGUAAUAGUUCAUGAAAUAUUCCAAUUUUAAGUUUUGGCAGGGGGAGAUUAGUAGAGCAUAAUUUGUGUAGCGGUACAGUGCCUAAUUUUUAAUUAAUGCUCAACUGCUUUCCCCUUGCCUAAACUAGAAUAUCUGGUGGAAUAUCUCAUAAACAAGUUAAAGAAAAUCAAAAAUUGUAACACCAAAAUUUAUUUUAACUAUUAAUCCAUCAAUUUAUACAAUUGUAGUAAUUAAAAUGAACAUAACAAUCUAAAUUGUGCUAUGCACCCCUUCCAAAAAUAAAAUCUUAAAUACACCCCUAACAGUAGAUAUAUAGGGUGUAACAAGACUAUUUAACAAAUGUAGUAACUAUUUGUCCAUUAAAUAUUUUUAAGUUUUUUAAAAAAAAUUCUUAUUACUUCUUAGAGCUAUAAUUUAAAUACUUACUAGUUAAAUUUUUUAAUCAUUUAGACCUGAUAUCAGCCUGGUACUUUAAGUGAAAAAUAAAAAUUAACCAUGAAAAAUCUGCACAUUUGACUUUCAGUUUGAAGCAUAGAAUAGUUCCAUCCAUCACCUUAAAUGGUCAUAAUAUCCAAAAAUCUACAAGCUCUCUCUACUUAAAUUAAAAACUAGACCAGCGUUUAAUCUUGACCGCUCAUGUUAAAAGUAAACUGCUCUGUCUCAAUUCGAGGUCUAAAUCUCUGCAUUUCUUGAUCGGUAAAUAUUCUAAGUUCAGUGUAAAAACUUAACUAUUCCUCUAUAAAACUGUAUUAAUGUCCAUUUGGACAUACGGCAUCUAGCUAUGAGGAGCUGUCAAAAAAUCAAAUAUUUACAAAAUCCAGAUUUUUUAAUCUAUAACUCUUCGUAUGAUCACGAAUGCUCCAAUAUAAAUUUCAAAUCUCACCAUUCAUAAUGACUUAAAAAUAAACACAGUAGAAGAAAUUUUAAAAGUACUAUACAAACGUUUCCACUCUCGACUAACAAACCACCUAUUUCAGCGCUAAAUUCAGACACCAUUCCUGGCAAUCCCCCUCGCAGGAUAAAGAGAAAAUGGUCUCUGGGCCUAAUUGUAUAGGGAAAAAAAAUUAAAAAUAAUAAUAAUGAAAAAAAAACUAAUCAAAAUUUAACUUAUCCUGGUAUAAAGUGUCCCCAUUGGGUGGCUACUUUCUUUUCAUAUGUCUCAAGCCAUAAUUUAUUUCCGCAUACAAGCUUAUUAAAAUUACUGAUUUACAGAUUUAUCAUCUUCUAUUGGAGCAUAGUAAUUUAAUAGGUAAAUACCUCAAAUUUUUCUUUUUGUUUAAAUAAACCACAUUCUCUCAUUAAUUGCUGUAAAGUUUUUCAUGUUUGAUGAUAUUGAAUCGUUGACUAGAAAAUCGACAUCAUUUUUAUGUCUGUUACUUUUUGAUCCACUAUAGAAGAUCGUGUGACUGUUUGACUUACACUGCCGUUUCCCGACCAUUAUAGGUACUUUCUGUAAUGCUACUACCAGGUGUUUCAUUUAAGUGGGUACACUUAUUAUCUCGGAAAGUAUUAACUUUUUCCGAAAUUUAUUUUUUAGAACAUUUAAGAAACAAUCUGCUCCACAAUUUUAUAUUUGUGUUAUUUUUUGUAACCCUUAUUGUUGGGAGUAAAACCAUAACCUACUUUUGAUUUUCAUACAGCAACCUAUAUUAAAAAUUCCAUAAAUAGGUAGAAUAUUAGUAAAAAUAGAUUUUAGUGUGACAUUGUUGAUUUCUGUCAAGUCGUCGACGAGAUAUUCCACUUUUAAGUUUGGGUUGGAGGAGAGUAGUGAAAUAUUAUUAGUGUGGUGGUACGGCGCACGGCGUAUUAUUAAUGUACCACUACUCUCCUCCAACAUAAAAUUAAAAGUGGUAUAUUUCGUCGACGACUUGACAGAAAUCAAAAAUGUCACACUAAAAUCUAUUUAUACUAAUACUCCAUCAAUUUAUGGAAUUUUUUUUAUAUAAGUUGCCGUUUUAAAAUCAAAAGUAAGUAGUGGUUUUACUCCCAAAAAUAAGGGUGACAAAAAAUAACACAAAUAUAAAAUUGUGGAGCAGAUUGUUUCUUAAAAGUUCUAGAAUAGAAAACAAAUUUCGAAAAAAGUUAAUACUUUCCGUGAUAAUAAGUGUACCCACUUAAAUGAAUCACUUGGUAUUAGUAGAUUAUUCUUGGUUACUUCAUCAAUUAACAUUUUUAAAGCUCCUGGCUUAAACAAAGUUCUAACAUUCUAUGUUCCGAUUCUUAAUUUUUUGCCGUCUGUUUUCCGUUUUUCAUUUUAUUUUCCGUUGAGACUAACGCGAGGUUUGAUUUUUAGAUUCUCCACAAUAUGUCUUUUUUGAAGUAGGGUUAGACCAAUUCUUGACUCCCAACCUGGCGAACCAAAUCACCCCAAUCAGUUAAGAUCUAUGUGGUGACACUAGACUGAACCAAAUAAUUAACAUCAGUUCUUAGUGAUCCCUUGAGGGUUAAUAAUAUAAUUAUAGUACAUGAUAUUAUUACAUUAGACAUUUUAAUUGUUUAGGUAUAUACGCUGUUUUUUCUUCGCUACUAAAACAGCUACAUCUAUCGGGAAAAAUCCACAUCCUGAAAACGAAGUAGAAUACUUGUUCAUGACGGCUAGCUGGCUGAUGGGCGUUUUUGUGUUUGCAAUUUUAAUCGGACAGGUAUUAUAAUUAUUAUUUCAAUAAACUUAAAAACAUAUUAAAAUAAUUUUAAAAAAAACUGUUAUUUAUUUAAAAUAUAUGUUUAGAUUUAGAGUGUAUUGGUUUUACUAACAUGUAAGUUUUUAGAUUUGUCUGUGUCUGUGAAUAUUAUUCUGAUGUAACAAGUGUAAUAUAUUUUCUUAAAUACAAUUUUAUAUAGUUGGUAAUUUUUUGGUUUUCUUGAUUUUUUGAAGAGACUUUUAUAAUAAUUAUGGAAAAACCCAGGAAAAAAUUAUUGGAAAAUUUACAAAUAUUUACGGCAUACCUCGGUGAAAUAUCUAUUUAUUUAUUUUUGUCAAUAUAAUUGUAAUUUAGACUUCAAAAAAAAAGCGGGUUAUUAGCCUAUAAUGAUAUUAUAUUUGUUUGUACUUUAGUAAUCGGCUAUUGUUGUUAGGGUUCAGUAGCAAAAAGAGCAAAAACAGCACCCUUAUAGUUUUAUUUUAUCAAUCAGUCCAUAAACCAUAGUGUAAUAAUAUUAUAACUUCACCAUUUUCUCAGCGGCUUUAAUGAGAUUCUACAGAAAGAUAUUGUGUAUAAACCGCUAUAAUAUGAUUAAGUAAUCCACAAAUUAAAAAUACAACUUAGGGGACGUUUUUAUACACGGAAUUGAGGAUGACAAUUCUAAUUUCUGAGCAUCCUCUAUGGGGUAUCGUUGUAAAACAAAUAUAUAUAUAUAUAUAUGUAAAAGUUUUUAUUGUGACAUGUAUACAGAUGCAUAUUUCACGGCAUAUUAGCUAUAUCUAUAUUCUAAAAAAAUCAUUUUAAACAAAAUAUUAUGUUAUAUACAUUAAACGUACCUAUGGGAUGCAUAGAUUAUACAUUACACAUAUAUACGGUAUAUACAAAAUAAUUAAUCCACGAUAAGAUAACUCUCAUCUCAAAAAGUAUUAACAUUUUUCUGAAAAUUUGUUUUGGAGUAUUUAAGAAAUAAGCCGCUCUAAAAGUUAUUUUUUAGUUUUUUUUUUUGUCACUAUACAUUUUUGUGGUGAAAACCUCGUCCAUUUUUGAUUUUCAAAUAGCAAUCUAUACAGAGUGUUCUACAGUAUUAUCUGAAUGCUAAUAACUCAAUAUUCAUUCUUUUUUUCAAUUGGGUUUUGUGUCAGAGCACAAAUGUAGAGAAAAAUUAAAAUUUUAUUUACAUCACUUAAUCACAGAAGAAAAAUAAUUUUUUUUUUCACUUUUUAAAAUUUUCAAAAUAGCUCAUUUGUAAAAUAUAUUAUUCUAAACAUUUUUAUGUACCAUACUUACAUAUUCGAUUAAUAGUUUCUUAGUGAUAGCUAUUUUAAUUUCUAGAAAAUUGGUGUGAAAAUAAUUACAUAGUUUUGAAUAAAAUAACACGUUACGUGAUAAGAAAUAUCACAAUCAGCACGGUUAUUCCUUAUUUUUUAUUGAAUAUUUAUUAUUUUCACGCCUAUUUUCUGUAUAAUAAAGCCACUAUAACUGAGAAACUAUUAAUUAGAUAUAAAUAUAUGACACAUUUAAAUUUUUAAAACAAUAUAUUUUAUAUAAAAUGACCAUUAUGAAAUUUUAAAAAGUGAAAAAAUAAAACGUUAUUAUUUUUCAAUGAUUGAAUUAGGAAAAUAAAAAUGUAAUUAUUCUCUACAUUUGUGUCGUCCUCCUAACACGAAACCUGGUUAAAAUACAAAUUUAAAAAAAUAAUUAAACAUUGACAGAUUUAUUAGCAUUCGGUUAACACAGUAGGACACCCUGUAUAAAAUAAAUAAAUUGUUGAAGUUUUAGUUUAAAUACAUUUCGGUGUUGAAAUGUAUAAUUUCCGUAGACACAUUGACAAGAUAUUCCAGUUUUAAGUUUGAGCAGAAAUAGGGCUUGUAUCCCUCUCAAAUAGCAAACGACCAUUAUACUUAUUAAAUUAUUUACAUUUUGUAAAAUACCAAGUACUCGGCCAUAAUUGAAUCUUUUAGUUACAUUUUUGUAAUGAUAUAAAUGAUAAAUAAUUAUACAUGUAUAAUAUUAUGUUGUGUGAGCAUAACAUUACAAUUGUUAUGUAAAAAUAAUCUGUGUGAAAUUUGGUCAUGAUAACUCACCUCCUAAAACGAAUUAAUUAACUUAAUUUAAAAUUGACUAAAUUGAUGUAUUGAGCCACACUUAACCGGUUUUUGUUUUAUCUUUAUAGAUUCGAGACAUAAUAGCUACAGCCACGAGAUCUCAAACCGAGUACAGAAAAUUACAAGACGAGACGUUAGAGUAUUUAAGGAAAUUAAACAUACCUCCGCGUAUACGAGCACGGGUAGAACAAUGGUUUUCAUUCACAUGGGAACAGCAAAGGACCUUAGGUAAGUACUAAGUAAUUUAAUUUAUUAAAUAUGUAAUACAUUUAUUUUAUUUUUAGUGGAUGUUAACUUUAUAAUAUAUACCCGUUUAGUUAUAAAUAUAGUGAAACUUCCAUCAUCUAAAUAUGUGAAUUAUACCUCAAUAUUAAAGUUACAGAAAGAGUAUCUUGCAAUUGCUAAAAAUAAUUUCAUAACAUUGUAAUUUUAGCUGUCCAUAAUUCGUGGAUAAAAAGUAAUCUGUUUUACGGUUUUUUUUUUUUUUAAUCUUUUACUAAUUGUUCACAAUAAUUCACAAAUCCAAUUGAUACAACUUUCGCUAGAUAUAGUAGUUAUAAAUUAUGUAUAUUACAAUAAUAGAUAUUAUUCUAUGUUGUAUCUUAUAUAUUUCAAAGGCCAAACUCGAUUUCAGGUAAAUGUGUUUAUCCUAGGUCAAACUAGUUCGACCGAAGUCUGUUAAGACAAACUAGAUGACUAAUAUAAUAUAUAUGGUAAAAUAAUAACACAUUGCAUUACUAUGAUAAUCACUAUAAUAACUAUAACUUUAAAACAUGGAAGCAUAUUGAAGUACCUACAGUUAUUUGUUUUUACAAAGUACGCUCUGAUGGCAUAUCGAAUUACACAGUAUCAAGUUUUUCUUACACAGACACUUAUUUAUUGAGCAGCUUUUGGUACAGUUACACCUGAUAAAACCUUGUCUGGUUCCCAUCGAAUGCUUGGUAGCUGCAGUCCUUAAUGAAAUUUCAAUAUUAUUGUUGAUUUUCUCCAUUUGAAUAAAUUUUUGAGUUCAAAUAUCUUUUGCCUUUAUUGAAUAGGUAGGUCACAUUACCUCUAACUUUAACUGGUACUCUAACGCAAAUUUUGUGUUACGUAUACUAUUGUUAGGAUAAGUUAUAAUUAAAGUCUCACUUAUAUUUCCUUAAUUAAAAAAAUCGCAUACAUUGUAUAAUUACAAUUAUUAUAAUGGAUACGUUUUCGUGUAGUACAUAAUCGAGGGAAAUAUUUAACACAAAAUGUUUAGAAGUUGAGAACAAAAGUCAGCUCACUUUAGUUAUCAACUUUAGAUUUUAGUUAUUAUUGAACAAGUUGAAGAGGCUGAAAAAAUAUAAAAAAAACCUUUACAGAAAGAUGAUUGAAAUGAUUUGGUACUAAAACUUGGGAAUGUAAAAAAACUUAUUGCACAGAAUGAAGGAACCAUAUAGAACUAUCCAGUUGAUAAACUAUAUGAUGUGAUUGACGCUGCUCACAUGACUUUGGAUCAUGGGGGUCAUGAGUCAUGACAGAAUAUUGACUGAAACAUCGAAAAAAUGCAUUAAUAUUACAAAGGAAAUGAUAGUACUUUAUUUGUCUAUGAGUGGAAAUAGCCUACAAAAGAAAACCAAACGAAAUGGAAGACUAACCACAUGGCAGGAUAUGACGAUGACGAUAAAAGUUUUUUAGAUGGAAAAAGCAUUCGAAAAGCUAGAAAAAAAACUACAGAAAAUUAAAUAAAUCAAGCUAAAAAAAUAAAAGUAAAAAAAAUAAAAAAUAAAUCUGACAAAUGACAUCCACCAGCUAAAGUUGGAGAUAUUUUGACUCCACCUAUUGGUAGAUACGUUAUAUUUUUCAAUGAUAUUUUUGUGACUUUAUUAACUACAGUCUAUCACUUUAAUGGAUUUACUGAACUGAAUUCGACAUUUGUACUCAAACGUUUAUCCAAAGUUUAUAUGGCAGAAAUCAACCAUAGUAUAGAAAUUUCAUUGAGGACUGCAGCUACCAAGCAUUCGAUGGGAACAAGACAAGGUUUAAUAAGGUGUAUCUGCACCAAAAACUGCUCAACAAAUAAGUGUAUUUGUAUUGUGUUAGAAAAAAAUGAUACUUUGCAAUACGAAAUGCCAUCAGAACGCAGACCCGGAUCGGGCCUGUGAGCCUGUGAGGCCUUAUGAUACAUAGCCACAUGGGCUGCUUGCUAAAAUAUCAAUCUAAUAACACAAUUUUUUUUUAACGUAAAUAAUAAUACGAUUACAUGUUAGCUAUAAUACAGAGGCCGCUGUUAUCUAAUAUUAUCACUUUAUCAAAUUCAUUAUACUCUAUAAAUACUUUAUAUUAUUUGGUAAUAUGAAUUAUUCAUAAACUUCAUACGUUUAUUAUUUACAAUUAUAUGAUAUCAAAAGUUAUUGUAAAUCGAUAAGUUAACACGGGUGCAUGAUAGACAUUACUCAGUGAAUAUCAUCAAAUUUUAAAGGUGGUGAAGAAAAAGUACAUUUGAAACGUGCUUCACUGUUGUUGCAAGCUGCAAACGACCUGAAACAGUUGAAAUUAAUUAAUUUGUCUUCAAGUCAUCGGUAAGUUAAACGUGUAUACUUAAAUGAUUUUAAUAAUUAGAUUUGAUUUUGAUAUUAUAUAAAUGUGUAUAACGUUUUAUAUGAUCAAGCAGUCUUAAUAGUUAAUAGUCUUAAACGACGAUUUUCGGAACAUAGAAAGUUGUUUAAAUCAAUGUCGAUUUUAGAACCUUCAGAAUUUAAAAAUAAUUAAAAUUAUGAUCAUCUUCAAAUUUCCAAAUAUUUAAUAUACCUAGUCGAUAUUUUGAAAAAAUUUGAUGAAGACAUAAUAGUUGGAACUGUGGUAGAUGAACUUUUUGAUUUCGCUGAAAAAUGGCCAAGGAUCAAGUAUAUCUUUAACAUUAAUAACCAGGAACCUAACGAAAGAGAAGUUGAUAUUAAUAUAGAAUUUGAUUCCAAGGAAGACGAAGACUUGAUAAACAAAUUUGAAAUAAAAAUAAGAAUGCUUGUUAAAAUUGUAUAGUUUAUUGCUGUUUUAAUGUUUUAAAAACAUACAAUUUACAUACUAUGGCUUAUUCUCAUUAAUUUAUGACCAACAAAUUUAUUUUAACUUUAUUGCGCACACAAGUAAAAUGUAAAACAUUUUUAAAACUGAAAUACGUUUUCAAUAGACUACAAAACACGUUAAAUCAAGACAAAUUGGAUACAUUUUUAUUAAUGAAUCGUUGAAAAAUAUAUUUUGUUAAAUAUUAAAAACGACAUUAUACAUUAAAUUACAAAAAAAAAAUUAUAAGUUAAAAAAUGUAUUAUUGUAUUAAUAUUACAUUAUUGUUUAAUUUAGCUUCCUACCUCCAAAAAGCUUGAUCUUAUGCGAUUAAAAAAAAUUGUGGGCCAUCGAAUGAGUAUAUAAAACUCUUUAACUUUACAUAUUAUGUAUAUAGACAAUGGACAUCGUAUAAGUUAAAUAGUCCGGUAAAAUUAUUGUACUCGGUAAGUUUCUGAACCCCAAUUAAUGAAUAGUUUAAAAUAAUACAAUAUUUGUACCGUCGUGACGGAUCUUAAUCUAAUUUUAAUGAUAAAACGUAAUCUAUAUAAUAACAACAAAUCGAUUAGACUGGCCGACAGACGAACACUACUGUAAUAAUACUUAUACUACAAUAUUAAUUCUAUAAUAGUUAUUACUUAUUAUUAUAGUGAUACAUAAGUUACAUCACAUUAACCAUAAUUAUUAUUAUUAUAGGAAAUGUCUAUUGUCUAUAUUAUAUUAUUAUUUCACAUCCAUCAGUUGGAGGUAAUGUGACUAUACUUAUUCAAUAAAGGCAAAGGAUAUUUGCACUCAAAAGUUUAAAGGAAAUAAACCAUAGUAUUAAAAUUGAAUUGAGGACUGUAGCUACCAAGUAUUCGAUGGGAACUAGACAAGGUUUUAUAAGGUGUAACUGUACCAAAAGCUACUCAACAAUUAAGUGUCUGUGUAAGAAAAACUUGAUACUGUGUAAUUCGAUAUGCAUCAGAGCGUACCUUGUAAAAACAAAUAACUGUAGGUACUUCAAUAUGCUUCCAUAUUUUAUAGUUAUAGUUAUUAUAGUGAUUAUUGUAAUAAUACAAUGCACUAUUAUUAUUAUUUCACUGUGUGGAUGUGUAUACUACAUUAGUCAUCAAAGUGUUUUCUAGUUUGUCCUAACAGACUUCGGCUGAACUAGUUUGACCUAGGAUAUACUAAUUUAUCAUGCAACCAGGUUUGGCCUAUAACAUAUACGAAUAUACCAAACAAAUUUUAAUAAAAUAAUAUAAUAUAAAUCAGUAAAAAAAAUGUAUAUAUACUUCAUGCUUGAAAAUAGAGAAGUUUAUGUUUUGGGGGAUGAAAUAUUCCAAUUUUAAAGUGGACAAAAUUAAUAAUUUCUUCAGUAUUUUUUUUUGAAUUUAAUUACUUGAUAAUCAUUAUAUUUAUUGUCAUUUAUCAAAUGAUACAGUAAUGGAUAAACAAAUGCUUAGAUGUUGGUAAAUUAAUUAUGGUAUUUGUGUUUGGGAAAUGUCUAAUCACACCUCUUUAUUGAAUUUGGUUAACACCAAUAGGUAUAUCUACUUAAACUUAAAAACAAUUUAUACAAUUCAUCUCAAAUAUAUUAUAUACAAUUAUACUAAAUAUUAUCAUUUGCAUAACUAAUCUAUAACUAAUAAAGUCUAUAAACAAAAAGGAAAUAAUCCAUUGUUAUUAAUAUAGAUCAAUUAAAUGUUUUAGUACAAUUCCUUCUAAAACUUUGGUUUUAAAAUUUAAAAUAAUUAAUUCAUUUUACCAACCAGCCCACUUGUGCAUUUUGCAUACAAUGAUUAUAAUGAUGAUCAUGAAAUUUACUUGUGUCAAUAUUUAACAGACGAAAAUCGUAUUCUGGACUCGUUACCGCACAAGAUGAAAACCGACGUGGCUAUCAACGUUCACAUGAAAACUUUAAACAAGGUACAGUUGUUCAAAGACUGCGACAAGGCGCUACUGCGGGAGUUGGUGUUGAAACUUCGACCGAUACUGUAUUUACCGGGUGACUACAUAUGUCGUAAAGUGAGUGCAAUUUCCACCAACAAUUGAAACAUGAUAAAUUUUACAACGAUCAGUUUUUUAGAUUUUGAACAGAGUGAGGAAUGUGUCUAUUUUAUUUUUAUUUAAGUUGAAAUUUUAGUACACAUAAUGGUAUUUAAUUUAUAUUUGUAAGCACCGAUAAGUCAUUGCUAACUUAUAUUUUAAUUGGAAUAAGAUAUCUGGUAAAACAUUUGUUCACAGAUAGAAUUAGUCUACGAUUUGAAAAAAAUUCUCGUCAAUCAAACGCAUACCUAUGAAUAACGUCCCUGAUUUUUUUUAUUAUCAUUAAAAAAUAAUACAAGAGAAUCAUCGAAUAUUCUGAAAUAUGUGGGUGUGAAUAUUUGUUGUGCCUUGCACGGAUUGCCUACUUACCAAAUAUAAAAUAUAUACUUAUAAUUUUAAAAAAAAGAUACAAACAUACUUCGCACGAUGAGUGCGCCAUUGUUGUAGGUGAGAAGUUGGGAAUCUAGAGGGGAAAUUUAAUGUAUAUCUAAUAUAUGUUAUAAUAUAUAUUAAUGUAUAUUUUAUGUAUGUACACAGCAAUUAACCAUUGCUAGCGAAAAACGAUUCUGAGCGGAGUUUGGUUAAUAGCGUUACUUUUUCAACAAUAUAUAUAUCAUAUUAUGGUAAAAUAAUUACAUAGAUACGCAUUAAUAUUAUACCUAUUUUCUCGUUUUUUCUUGGUUUUUCCCAUUUAUUAAAUAACUCCUAAAAAAUCAAAAAAUGACUUUCUUAAAGUACUAUCCCAGUCAGAUUUACUUUCAGAAAAAGUGCUAUAAUUAAAAAUCGGAUCAAAAUGGUAGAAAAGUUGUCCACAGAAAAAAUAAUAAUAUACCAAUAUUAUAAUACAAUAACAUCAUUGUAAACUUAAUACAUUCCUCGCUCCGCUCAGGAUCUAAAAUACAAUUUUCCAGGGUGAAGUCGGUAAAGAGAUGUAUAUUGUGAAAACCGGACAAGUCCAAGUGGUCGGUGGUGAAGUCGACGACGAAGUGUUGGCCACGCUCACGGAAGGAUCAGUAUUCGGUGAGAUCAGCCUGUUGAGCUUGUGUGGAACCAACCGCAGAACAGCUGAUGUUAGGUAAGCCUUAACCUAGCUUAACAUAUUACAAGAAAAGUCAUCUAUUAAAAAAUUGACAAGAUUUUUAAUAAAAAAAAUCCCUUCAAAAGGUUUUUAAAGUAUUCCAAAAUAUAUUAAACUAACAGCCUAUCACAGUAAUUAGCCAAAACUUUUUAUUAAGUAGAUCAUAAUUUUCUACAUGUUUUUUGUGAAUGAAAUUCUGUGGUGUGGCAAAAAAGGCCAAUAUCCCAAAAAAAUUUUAAACAUUGAAUUUAUUUCAAAAGGCAGAUAAUAAAUUACUCAAUAAUUGUAUCGCUAAUUUGCAAUUAAUUUUUUUAAAUGGAUUUAGAUUUAAGUGUGUUAGUGUAAUUUUAAUUAAUGCUCGAGCGUAUUAUUUGAAUCCACCUCAUAUGCUAUUUUUAAUCAUUUAAUUACACUAAUUUAUUUUUAUUUAUCUCAAAAUUGCCAUUUAAUAAAUUGUUUCUUACGCUUUUAUUAGGUGUUGCAUGAUAUAAAUAUAAUUUUUAUCCGCAUAUCUUAGUCAAAGUUUGCUAUAAGUUAUGUUUUACGUUAUUACAGAAGAAACCAUUUAAAUUAUAAUUUAUUAUAUAAUACAAAAUAAAACACAUAACAUAAUAUAAUAUUUCAUCAUGUACAUACACACUACUUUUUAUUAAUAUAAUAAUUAUUUUCUUAACAGUUAAUCAUAAUAUUACUUUAGAGUAAUUAACAUUAUAAAAUAGGCAGUGUUACUACUGUAACAUCUUUUUUUCUUUUUCUUUUUUUUAAAACAAAACAAAUGAUUAUGGUUACUUAAUAUUACUACUACUAAUAAUAAUAAUACAAUAAAAAUAUGAAAAUUACAAAAUUCACAAAACUAAUUUUUAAAUUACACAUAAAUAUAUUUAAUACAUUUUUUUAAAAUACAUAAUUAUCAAAUCUUACUAGUUUUUUAAUAAGCCUAUUACUUCUGGUUCUUUUUUCAGAACUCACACUUUUUCAAUAUCGAUUUUGAUCAUCUAUAUUCAUUGUCUCAUUACCGUUUUUAACAGAUUCACCACAACUAUUAUUAUAUUCAAUUAUUUGGGAUUGUCCAAUUAUGCAAAUCAAACAUUUUCGUAUUACUGCAGCAAAUGACUAUAUCGUAUAGUAAUAAGUCACCUUUUGCUUAAGAGAAAUCUGUUGCAAAUUUAAUAAUUUGUUGCAGGAAUACGAAAAUGUUUGAUUUGCAUAAUUGGACAAUCUCAAAUAAAUCUGACUAAUAAUAAUUUCACUUCUUGCAAUAACAAUGACAUGUAUACAUUAAUCAAUUAAUACGUCAUGUAAGAUAAAAAAAUACCAAUUAUAGUAGUGCCUAUUUUUAUUUAUUAGCUAAAUACAAUUUUUACUUUUACAUUAUUAUGCAUAUACUCAAUUUAUAAUACUAGAUGUCUAGAUUUCAAUUAAAUAAACAGAAUUAUUUUGAAAAACAUUUAUAAAAUAACAAGGCACUAUAAAAAAAACUAAGGCAUUAAAUUCAAAUUUGUUUUUUAGCUCACUAUGUACAACUUCUAAGUUCAACAUAGUGAACCAAAAUGUACAUUGUGUUAAAUUUUCAAACAUUUCUCUUAAGUGAUAUAAUGUUAAUAACAGAAACCUACCAAAUAAAAAUAUAUAGUAUACAAAAAUACGAAAAUAUCAAAUAGGUUAAAAAGUAAAUAUAGGUUAAUAAAAAGAUUAAAAAUAUUUAAAAUGUUUUGAACUUUUUACCACGUUUACAAUAGGUCCAUUUAAGUAUUUUGUGAAAACUACAGGCCUCUCUCUACAAUAAUUUUCAACCGAAUAACAACAAAAAAAAUCAAAAUGCCGUACACUUUAACGUAUUUUCUAAGUUUUUCUGAAGUUUUUCGUAAUUAUGAGGAAAACAAAACGAAAAAUCAAACAACAAUUACUUUAUUUAUAAACUAGAAAACAUUUUCUAUCAAAAAUUAUGUUUUUCUUGGCAUAUUUGAAUGAAGAUUUUUGGUAGACAAAUCUAAACAUUUUAAAUAAUGAAAUCGUUGCUCCGUAAUUUGAAAACAAAUUGUACUUUUAGUCUUUUUUAGUUUUUCCCAAUUAUUAUAUAAACUAUUUUAGUUAUAAAAAAUGAUUUCCUCUAUCAGUAGCUAAAUAUUAAAUGAAACAAAGUCGAUCACGUAUAAUUUUUCGAUUGGAGCAAUAUUUCUAGUAAAAAAUAUAAUUUGCAAAAAUUAAAAACAAUGAAUUCAGUAACGCCAUAAUUAUUUGCCGUUUUGCCUAUAAUUUUAUUUCGGGAUUUUUCAAAACAUUUUGAAAACCCCUUAGAAAAUCAAAAAAUGACCUCCACAAUGCACCAACUAGGGAAGAUUUCCUUUUAGAAAAAGUGCUAACUUGAUACUUUAGAGGAAAAUUUUUGGUAGAAUAGUUAUUCAUAGGCAGAAAAAAAAAAUGUAUAAAACACAAUUGAUAAAGUGGUAAUUAUAAACAAAUUAGAGUAUAAUAAGAUGUUAGACGAAAUUGAAGGAUUUGAAGAUUUGGGGACAUUGCUACAUUAGGACGAACUAAUAAAAUAGAUUUUUACGUAUUAGUUAUUAUAGUUCACGGACUUUAUACAAAUUGGAAGUUUCCAUUAUAUUAUUUUUUCACUAGCAGUGGUUUAAAAGGAGAUAAUUUGGUUUGCUAAUUAUUUUGCUUAUAUUAAAUUCCAUUUAUCGAUUUAUGGAAAAAAGUGAUUGUAUAUCAACCUCUUGGUUCGAUCAUAUUAAAAGAACUCAAUAAAAUUCUUAAUAAUUGAUUAAGGUGGUUACGUUUGAAGUGCAUGUUGUAUGAUUUAGAAGUAAAAUAUCUCCCUGGGCGUGAAAUGUAUGUAGCCGAUUUAUUGAACAAAAAUUAUGUUAAAAGACAAGAAAUUGGUAAAACUAUAGUAACUGAGGUGAUUCAUGAAAUUAAUGACACACAAAUUAAUUUUUAAAAUAAUAGAGAGAAUGAAUUUAAAAAAUAAAAACUGAAUAUGAUGAAGUACUAAAACAAAUUAUAGAAUAUUGUGAAAAAGGGUGCCGAAAGUUAAAUGUAAGGAAGAGCUUAAUCACUACUGGAAAUUACGAAAUAAUUUGUACUUGGAAAAUGGUUUGAUUAAUUUUGGUACGCGACUAAUUGUGUCUAAGGUUAUGAAGCAGUAUGUAAUUAAAAAGCUUCAUGAACCUCAUUUUGGUAUCAGAAAAACAAAAGCCUGAGUAAAACUACUAUUUUAUUACCCUGGUAUUAAUAGCAAAAUUGAAAAUUGUAUUAGCUCAUGUCCUGUUUGUUUGAGAUUUAGUUCUAGUAAAGUAAAACAACCAUUUAAAUCACAUUAUAUACCAGAUAUACCAUUUUAAAAAAAUUGCACUUGAUAUUGCUGAGUAAAAUAAAAUAAACUAUUUGGUUGUUGAAGACUAUUAUUUUAGAUGGUUAGAAGUUUUAAAAUUAAAUUUAACUAAAUUAAAAAAAGGAGUAAUAGUUAUAAAUUCAGUGAUUAGUUGGUAUAUGUUCAAAACCAAUUUAAAAAAUAAUGGGGACUAUGAACAAUAAUUAAAAAAUUUGAUAGCCCAAGAAGUUAUUUAGUGAAACUUGUGAAAGGUAAUAUAAUUAGAACAAAUUCUAUAUGAUUAAAAAGCAAAGAGAAUAUUGAGCUCUAUAAUGAGUAUGGUGGUGAAUUGAUAGAUGAUCAAGGUAAAACAACUAAAACACCUGUAGGUACUAACAUGAAUCUUGAAUAUAAUAAUAGUUGUGGUGAAUCUGUUAAAAAUGGUAAUGAGACAAUGAAUAUAGGGAAUUCUAGGUUAAGUAUUAGCCAAGAACAACAACGCUUGAUGUACCGAUGUUAGUGAGCGCUGACGUCAUGAGUACCUUUGAUCACGAAAUUAAUUAUUAACUCGCUGAUUCUUUUGUAAAGUUUGACAAAUUUCGUCUAUUGAUAAAUAAAAAAAAAAAAAAAAAAAGAGUUUAAAUUUCUAAAAAAUUUUUAUAAUAAUCGGGAAAAAACCAUAAAUUAAAAACGGAUAAAUUUACAGCGAAAACAAUUUCAUUAUUUUAAAUUUUUUCGAUUUUUAUUUUCUUAAAAAUCUUGCUCCAAAUUGUAUAUAUUUUUUUAAAUUUUUAUUUAGCGAGUAUUCUGUGGAUAAUUGUUUUAUCAAAUAUAAAUAAGUUUGUUUCAAGUUGUAUUUAAUGAUUGAGAAAAAAAUUGGGCGUAAUGCAUUUGUCUUAAUAUUAAAUUUUGACGAAAAUCGUAAAAGUUAUUUUAUUUCAAAACAUGUAACCGAUCUUCGCUCAUAAUCGUUUAUCAGUGAUUUAUCGGUACGUAUAGAUAUAAAUCAAAUUUCUUUCCUACCUUCUCAACUUCCCACUUACAAAAAUGACACAUUCGUCCAAACUAUCAGCUUUUUUUUUUUUUCUGAUACUAACCGUUUUUGAACCAAACUACAAAUUUAUAUUUCUUAGCAAAAUACUAAUAACACGCACGAAUUUCAAUCAGAUUUAAAAAUUGUUAAUGCAUAUACAUAUAUAAUACUAUAACUUAUACUGCAUGCACCUUAGCACACUGAUACACAUAAUAUUUCUAAUGUUACAGAUCUCACGGGUUUUCCAAUAUUUUCGUACUGAGCAAAGAAGACCUUAACGAAGCAAUCAAGUUUUACCCGAACGCCCAGGAAAUACUCAAACGAAAAGCAAGGUUUGCUACAUUUGUUAAAUCUCAUGGCCCGUAUGUGUUGUUUCCUUUUCACAAACGCAUAACACAGCACAUUUUUACGUUAAUCAAGACCAAUUGUGCUCGUUAGAUUUAACAUUCGAGAGAAUUAACCUAUUUCAAAAUUAAAAAUAUAAGUACAUUAUACGUACAACUGUCGGUUUAUUUGAUAUUUUGAUAUUUAAGUAAUCAUAUUUAAUUUGUGUUAUUUCACAUACUCAUGUACGUCGAUAAAAAUUUAAAAAAAUCAAGGUAGUUACAUAGAUAAUGUUUUUGUCUUUUUAAGUUUGAUAAUAGGUCAAUUGACUUUCAUAUUAAAACUAAUAGUACAAAGUUAUCCCUGUUGAACGAAAGUUUGCUGUCGUGUGUUAGUUAAUUGAACCUCAUUUCGAACAUGUAUGCGUAGCAAAAUGCCAAUAAAUAGUCUCAAAAUGAUCAAAAUAUUUUUACCACGUCUGGAAAAAACCAAUAUAAGUACUAUAAUAUAAUAUACUUAUAGUCUGUGAACAUUUUAGGUAUCUAAAUUUUAACUCAAUUAUAAUAAAAACAAAAUUCAAAAUACUAAAUCUUUUAUAGUCCUAAAUUUGUUCAUUUUUCUUAUAGUAACAUUUUUUUUUUAGUUUUAUCACAAUUAUUAUGAAAAUUGCUUAGAAAACCAAAAUAUAAUCUCACCAAUGGGCAAUUUACCAAUUAGAUCUAAAAUGCUAAAUAAAUCUCUCAUCAUUUGAUUGAAAUUAAUUUAAUUUUGAUUGGGCAAGUUUUCUGGUGGAAAAGUUGUUGACAGAAAAAACAAUUUAAAAAAAAAAAUCACCCACAUCGCAGUAAAACCAAUAUAUUAAUUUAAAAAAAUUGUGUUGAAAUUUCAGCAUAAUAUUUUAUACUUGUAUGUAAUUCAGGUAGUUAUUAUUUUAAUCUUAGUUGUAUGUAAAUCUACUUACAAUUUACUACUGACAUACCUAUCUACUUACAUAGAAUUUUCCAUUAUUUCUCAGGGAGCUGAUUCAACAAAAUGCAGUAAGAGAACACAGACAAAUACCUACUGAAUUACUUGACGACCAUUAUGGGAACAGUACUGACAGCUUGAUGAGAGUUCUCUAAACAACAGUUGGUUUUGUACCAUUUUAAAUUUUGUAUUUUACAAAAUACUGUAGUACCUUUAUGUUAUGCAUACUUGUAUUAAUAUAUCUAUGUCCUGUAUACUUUAGUAUGAAAGAAAUAAAUAUACCAUUUUAUCUAUUAUAUGCAUUUCACUGCAUAAGAUUUAUGAUUAUUCUACAAAAAUUGUUAUUUUUAAAAACCGGGGAAAUAGUUUUACUUAUUGCUACAUUAAAAACUGUCAUACAUAUUUUGUACUACAUACAAUGUCCACAUUUCCACAACCACAAUUUUUUAGUUACAUCAAAUGUACCAAAUGAUGAAUUUGAUUCAUUUUAAAUUUAAGAAUAUGUUUAACAAAAAAAAAUUUAAUUUAUGUAAUUAAAAGUUGACAUUU
Messenger RNA from Cinara cedri, 38624 nucleotides. NCBI's taxonomy places the organism in Eukaryota, Metazoa, Arthropoda, Insecta, Hemiptera, Aphididae. The record is from the annotation of a GenBank genome assembly.